Molecule: messenger RNA, 1251 nt
Organism: Bursaphelenchus okinawaensis
Lineage: Eukaryota; Metazoa; Nematoda; Chromadorea; Rhabditida; Aphelenchoididae
Source: the annotation of a GenBank genome assembly
AUGUCAAGGCGCUUAAAGUGAGUUUUAUUUUUUUAGUAAUUUUGGCGCUAUUUUUUAACGUUUAGAGACAAAGCUGGGAGCAUCUAUGUAGUCGUUAAUAAGAGGUUUUAUUCAUUGGAUAUAUCUUAAGUUAUUAAGUUAGAUUGGAGUCUAGCAACGAGAUUGCAAUGGUUUAACUUACACACUAGGUUAUGCCACAAAGAGGGCAAGGUUUGACGAAGGAGUUGAACAAGAAGGAGUGAGAGUUUGGAUUGAUUCAGUUGGGUUUGGUAGCUAUUUGUGGUAGCUGCAGUAUCUCUUGUUUACAAGAUAUAUCUUUAUUAUGUAAUCGUUUGUGAUCAGAAGGAAUUUUACUGUUCUAGCCGCACGGUCAGCAAGGAUUUUAAGGGUUUUGUGUUAUUUGGACUUGCAAGUCGCAGUAAUCGCGUGUUUUUUGGGCGAAACUAGUUUCGGCAUCUCUUACAUAAAUAACAGUCCAUAGAAAACUCAGUUUAUUAGGUUCAGAAAUGGGUUACAUUGACAACAGACUUUCUUCCGAAUUUGCGUUUAAAAAUCCUAAAAUAUUUUCUUUUUUUACUGAUACUACCCUUCUUUAUUUGUUAAUUUAAGGCUUUAGCUGAUCCUUUAAAAUUGAUCUUAUCUUUUUUUAUUCAAUUGACACUUUUUGGAUUAUUUUUGAUGUGGGUUUUUAAAUAAAGUAAGGUAACGCUUCCUAUAAUUUUACUAAUAAUUUUUUAGAACCAUGGUGAAACAAGGAGAUUUGGCUAAGAAGGUGGUGAAAAAGGCUUCAAAAGUGACCUCACCUGUUGAACAUUACAAAUGCAUUCCCUCCAGUUUAAAAACUGCCGGUGGGUAAGUUAAUGUUUAUGAUUCUUUUGUUUAGACAGCAUUUAUUGAUAUUUUGGACAAGGAAAGGUCGUUUUGAUAGAGAUGUUGGUUUAUCAUGCGUACUUAUAAAAUUUUAGUGAAAACCUAAACCUCGAGUUUUACUGGGCCACUCAUUUGAACGAAGCACAAUGCACGUGGAUCUUUGAGUUGUUCAACAAGAAGAUGGAGGAGAUGUACAGAAAAUCUGAAUGGGGCUAUGAAGAAAACUCGAAAAGGGCCGGGCUGUUUGCCACAACGUCAAGAUAUAUUAUUGUAAAGUCUGCCGCAGGAAAACACAUUGCUUUCAUGCAUUAUCGUUUUGUUAUUGAGGUUGAAGAGCCAGCGUUAUACGUGUACGAACUUCAAGUUGAUCAAAGCUAUUAG